Molecule: messenger RNA, 1788 nt
Organism: Sordaria macrospora k-hell
Lineage: Eukaryota; Fungi; Ascomycota; Sordariomycetes; Sordariales; Sordariaceae
Source: RefSeq, a predicted model, not a curated record
AUGUCUACUCUGGCUGGUAUCCCUUACGAGUUCACAUUUCCAUCGUGUGAACUUCCAGUCACUCCGCCAAGCUUUACGUUUGACCCGUCUCUCCUUGAGAUCAACUUCAACCCUCACCAUGCGCGCUCCGUCUCCCAUAGCUCAUCCGCCUACUCCUUUGAGUCUCCCUCAGAAUCCGUGAGCCAGACAAGCACACGAAGGACGACACCGGUCCGGAGCCGGUCACCCAUUCGUACCCAUGGACCUCUUCUCCUCCCCAAGAUCCGCAGCCAGGACCAGGCCAUCGAUCCAUCCGCCGUUGCUGCUCCGGCUCCCAAGCGUGCGAGAACAAUGCCGGGCCCAAAUAUCCAAAGGGCCAGGGCCAACACCGACAGCUUCCGACCUGUACACCAGCGUAGCUACACCAACCCAGAGGCCAUCUCCUUCGCGGCUCCUCUCCCCUUCACCGAGGACAACAGCAGCAUCGUCUUCGCCCCAGUCAACUAUGUUGCCGAGCCUUCAUCAGUACCUCACUCUCGCCGGGCUUCCUCCUGCAGCCUGGACAACGUCACCAUCGAGAGAUAUGGCUAUCCCACCUACCGCCAGAUGCCGACCUACGUGCCAUCCCAGUCUCGGACCAGCCUCAGCCCGUCGCCCACGCCGCAGCCCCAGGCCCAGUUCCCUCAGCCAGAGUCGUUCAUGUACCAGUCCUAUGCGCCGCGCGCACCUUCGCCUCUCGCCCCCGCCGCUCCCAUCACCCCUGACAUGACGCCCUCGACGACCCUCCUAUCCUACCUCACCUCGUCGAACCCGGCCCCCUCGCUCGUCCGCACCAUCUCCUUCCCGCUCCGGGAUCCCCACACCAAGCACUUCUGGUGGGACGUCCGACAAAUCCGCCCCUGGACCUCCUUCACCGCGGCCUCCAUCCUCUCCAUCCCCGGCGCCUCCGCCUGCCUCUCGGUGCCCAUCAGCCAAGCUCUCCUCCCUUCGGCCGCCUCAAGUCAUCGCCACCCCGAGACCGAGUUCGCUCUCCACUCCAUCUACUCAGCGCACUACCUCCCCAAGCUCAACGCCGCCCUGGCCCUCUGCUCGCAGCGCCCCCUCCAGCUCUCCGUGCCCUCCAAGAGCCCCAUGGCCGCCGUCAACCCCGCCGCCGCCGCCGCCUCCUCCGCAGCGACAGAAAACAUGUUCAUCGCCAACGUAGCCGGCGAGUCCGCCACCAACAGCGUGGCCGCCAUCUUCGGCGGCAAGCCGACGGCGCGCGUCGUCGGGCUCGUCAAGUCCUUCGACCGCUUCAACACGGGCAUGCGCGUCGAGGGCAACAUCAAGCGGGUCGAGUACCUGCGCGGGCUCGCGCACCUGCACCACGUCAUGCGCGAGCACGGGUGUCGGUAUGGGUUCAUCUUGACAGAAAUCGAGCUGGUGUUUGUCCGCAACGGGACGGACACCACGCCCCAUUUCGGCUACCUCGAGGUCGGAAGCGUGCAGCUUGCUGCUACGAGCGAUAAUGCGGCGGUUCACACUCCCACUGAUGUGAACGAGGUGCCUAUGACGGCUUGCCUCGCGCUGUGGGGGCUGUGCAUGCUGGCUGGUGAUGAACCUGUUCCGGGACAGGUACAUUGGAAGAGCGAGAUCGGUGCGCCCGCUGAGGGGACGAGACGCAAGGCGUUGGGUAGGGAUGAGUGGAUGCCGCAGCCGCAGUUGGCGGAGAAGAGAGAGGCGAAGAGGAGUCGUGGGUGGAUUUGGCCCGAGGAUGCGGUGGGCAGGAAGGAGUUGGGAAAGAGAGGUGUGAGGUAUGGUGCUUGCUAA